Molecule: messenger RNA, 375 nt
Organism: Sphenostylis stenocarpa
Lineage: Eukaryota; Viridiplantae; Streptophyta; Magnoliopsida; Fabales; Fabaceae
Source: the annotation of a GenBank genome assembly
AUGCUGUCGAGAAAUCAAAUCUUUCGGUGUCGGGACACUCCUUCUGCACACCCUCCUAAUACUUUAAAAAAACCCACACCCACUGGCAACAAGCACAAACCGAAGGAUAAAGAGAACCAUCCUCCUCCUUGCAAGCCCCCGAGACCUCCCUCUUCCAUUCCCAACCCUAACCCUCUCAAGCGCAAACUUUACGAACACUCCGUUCCCGCAACCUCUGAUUCCGGCGUCAAGGUUGUUGUGAGAAUGAGGCCUACGUGCGGUGACGGGGAUGAAGAAGAUUCUAUUGUUGAGAGGAUUUCCAGUGAUUCCUUGUUCAUCAACGGUCAGAAUUUUACAUUUGAUUUUGUUGCUCCCACCGACACUACUCAGGCAUGA